Drosophila teissieri is the source of this 573-nucleotide messenger RNA. RefSeq lists its product as uncharacterized. The coding region runs from base 134 to 544 and encodes 136 amino acids. NCBI's taxonomy places the organism in Eukaryota, Metazoa, Arthropoda, Insecta, Diptera, Drosophilidae. The transcript has 2 exons. The record is from RefSeq and is a predicted model, not a curated record.
AUUAUGGUAGCCCUAUGAUAAAACUUACUUACUUUAAGCGUAUUACCCAUCACUGAGGAAUUCUCUGGAAAAAUAGUUUGCACGUGUCUUCCGGAAAGUAGAAAGUAUUAGUUCAUAAGCCAACUAUUUCGCAAUGCUGAAAAGAUUCCUUUCACCAAUUGCUGAAGCCAACAGCCAGGAUGAGCUCAACUCUCCUCAGUUCAACAGCUUGAAGGGAUCGUCUCUGAAGCGGAAACGCAGGUCGCACAGCUUCUCGGAUUCGUCCGGCAAUCUGGAGAGAUUGGGAUUGCGGCACAUGAGGAAGCGUGCCAGGUUGGAGGACACUGAUGAGAGAUCUUUUGAAAAAGCUGCCAAAGUGAAGGUCAAGUCGAAGGAGCAUGCGCCUUUGAAAGGACUGGCUUCAAUCAUGUUGCGUAAGAAGUUUGGAAUCCGCGUAGCUAGUAUUUGGACCAAUGCUGGCUACGUGAUGGUGAUCAGGGAACCCGGGAAGCCUAGAGUAGAAAUAAUCAAUACCAGUUCGGGUAGUUGGCUGGAGAAGCGCUAAUUGUUCCACAAAACUCAUAUGAAACUUAU